CGGAGCGGGCGCUGCCCUCGCUGGCAGUGCUCGCUAAGAUGGCGGACUUCCUGCCGUCCCGCUCCGUGCUGUCGGGCUGCUUCCCCGGCUGCCUGCUCACCAGCGGCGAGGCCGAGCAGCAGCGCAAGUCCAAGGAGAUCGACAAGUGCCUCAACCGAGAGAAGACCUACGUGAAGCGGCUCGUCAAGAUCCUGCUGCUGGGAGCGGGGGAGAGCGGCAAGUCUACUUUCCUCAAGCAGAUGAGGAUCAUCCACGGGCAGGACUGGGACCGGGCGGCCCGGGAGGAGUUCCGAGCCACCAUCUACAGCAACGUGAUUAAAGGUGUGAGAGUCCUCGUGGAUGCCAGAGAGAAACUUCAUAUCCCCUGGGGUGAUCCUGCGAACCAGAGUAACGGAGAUACGAUGAUGGCGUUUGACACCCGCUCAGUUUCAGUGGUGCAGGGCAUGGUGGAGACAGCAGUGUUCCUGCAGUACCUGCCAGCCAUCCGAGCCCUAUGGGCUGACAGUGGCAUUCAGCACGCGUAUGACCGGCGCAGGGAGUUCCAGCUGGGAGAAUCCGUAAAGUAUUUCUUGGACAACUUGGAUAAACUUGGAGAACAAGACUACCUUCCCUCACAGCAGGACAUCCUGCUGGCCCGGAAACCUACCAAAGGGAUUCACGAGUACGACUUUGAGAUCAAAAACGUCCCUUUCAAAAUGGUUGAUGUAGGCGGCCAAAGGUCCGAACGGAAGCGGUGGUUCGAGUGCUUCGACAGCGUCACGUCCAUACUCUUCCUCGUCUCUUCGAGUGAGUUUGACCAGGUGCUGAUGGAGGAUCGGCAGACGAAUCGCCUGACGGAGUCCCUGAACAUUUUUGAGACAAUAGUCAAUAACCGGGUGUUCAGCAAUGUCUCCAUCAUCCUCUUCUUGAACAAGACGGACUUGCUUGAGGAAAAAGUAAGAAAAGUGAGCAUCAAAGACUAUUUCCCCGAGUUCGAGGGGGAUCCUCACUGCUUAACAGAUGUCCAGAAAUUCCUGGUGGAUUGUUUUCGUACCAAACGCCGGGACCAGCAGCAGAAGCCCCUCUACCACCACUUCACCACUGCUAUUAACACAGAAAACAUCCGGCUAGUUUUCCGUGACGUUAAGGAUACCAUCCUUCACGACAACCUCAAGCAGCUUAUGUUACAGUGAUGUGCAAAAAGACAGUUUUAUUUGAGUAACUUUUGUGUGUUGUUUUUGGUUGUUUUUUUUAAACUAGGAAGUUUACAGCAGGAGUAGAGAAAUCCAGAUCCUGUCAGACUUCUCUAUGUGGCUAAAAGCUGCUGCUGAACACAUUAUUGCCAAUUUCUGCAGAAAUUCAGGCUUAAAUCUCUUCCAGUGUAGCUUCAAGUUGACUCCAGUUGUAAUUUUAUAGCAGACCUAUGUCAAAGUACCUGUAAAGUGAUAAAUCUGACCUUUUAUGAACAUAUGUAUUAUAAUCGUAGGAAAAAGAAAUCAUUCCACCUUCAGAAUUCCAAGUCCAAAGUUCAGCGAAUUUGUUGCAAUUGUUAGACUGUGGCAGUAAUAUAAGGGGGGAGAAACUCUUCACAUCUAACUCUGUUAUGAAGACUGUGAUACCAUAGCUGACUUAAUGAUUUCUCAGGUCUAUUGUUGGUUAGAAAUCCCAUAAAUCCCUUGCUGGAAUCAUCUCUUUGAAGCUAGGAUUCCCGGGUGUAACGUACUUCCUGUUUAAGUACCGGUCUUUGCAUGGGAUUUGACUAGGAGAUGGUUUAAAUAUACUUAGGUUGGGAGCUUUGGCCAAUCCUGGCAGGAAGUACAACCGCAGGCAGAAGUCCAGUGAUGAGGAAUUAACAAAUGGCACAGUACACGGUUUCACUCCACUGCAUUGUACGGACGUCCUGGAGCCAUGGCAAAGCACAGAGCACUGCGAUACGGUCCUCUUGAGAGUCUUAUGUGGGAAGGGGGGAGCAAGCUCAACUUGUAUUUAUCUUCACUAACCAGAUACUACAUGUAGGUACCUUACCCUGUUCUUGAAGCGCUUUAAUAUAGCACUGGUUUAUCUUUACUUUCUUCAUGACUUACAGAGUGCCUCAUCUUAAGCAGUAGGCAUGUGGUGAUGGAUAGAAGGACUUGCAAACCUAAGUGCCUCCUUGUGUUCUGUCCUACGGUAUUUCCAGUGGCCUUAUGUGAGCAUCCGUGUUCCCAGCAGAGGCCUUGUGUAGCUGACACCAUGAAGAUGAAUGUUUCCUUGUGCAGAAAGAACGUGUCACAGCAGAAUGUGCUUCAGCUGAUGAAGUUCUUUCUGACACAUCCCAAUUGGGUCUAGCAAUCCUAAGUGUACUUGAGCCAAAUACGUUGCACAGCGUACUCCAGAGUGCUGCUUGUGACUAAGAGUAUCUUACCAAAAGUUCCAAUGCAGGGUUUGUUUUUGUUGUGUUUUUGGGGGGGAUGGGGGGUGUUAAGGGGAGGAUGUUAUUGUUGCCAUAUGAUUUAAAAGUAUAAUACAAAAUACUUCUUUUGCCCAGUAAUCUUCAUACAUCACCCCGCAUACAUCCUGCAAAAGGAGAGUAAGCUUUUGUCAGCUUAAAGUGUUUAAAGAGCAGGUUUCCCCCAGGCUGUAGUGUCAUGUAGGCAGUUCAGCUGGCCACUUUCCCCAUGGAACAGACCAAUUCCUGUGGAUCAUGAUGCUGGCCAAUACUUUGAGUUUUUAUUAGCAUAGCACAUGUGGCAAGUGGUGCAACAUCAUGUUCUCGCUGCUUGGAGCAGUGUCCCUGCUAGGAUGUAGGAAAGCUGCCUGUCUUCUGAACUUAGCCUUUACUUACUGUGAUUGUAAGUUGUAUUAACAUCUCUGUACCUCGUUCCCCUGUCAGUAGAAGGGGAAUACUGUGUUUUUGUUUAGUUAGGUGCUUUGAAAGACCUCUAUUUUUUUAUCUCAUCCAAUGAAUAGUCAUAGAUUAGUCUGCGAUUCCUGCCAUAAGGCACUAUUUGGCAUGUAAUAGGCAUGUAAUGGGAGUCCAGAAGUUCUCCGUUUCCCUCUUUGGAGAAGGAUGAUCUGUUGAGCUAUAAAUGUUACAUGAGCAGACACCAAACCUCUGCAUAGCCUCAUAGUCUAGUGUUGGGAAGCAGAAGCUGAUCAAGUCCAUACCCUCGUUAGUCAACGGAGUAGGCUUGGUUUUUCCCUUUGCUGACAGUUGUCUGAACAAGUGUCUUUAUGAAAAGAGACUUCUCUCUGCUCUAAUUACAGUAAUUAGUUUGGAGAGGUCUCUAGUAUGUGUGUUGCAGGAUGGCAGAGCAGAUGCUGCAGAAAUGACUAAAGACUGGAUAGAAAAUGAUAGGAAAAUGACCAGGAAUUUGUCUAAUCAAAUUGUUUGUGUAAAAUAUUGAUGAAUUUUGUGUCAAGGGACCUGCUAAUUUACUAAAGAUCCUCAAAACUGAUGUCAGUCAGAGGGUGUAUCAGUAUCACCAAGGCACUGGGUACUCAGCUAAAGAGGGGAAAACACUCAGCAGGCUUCUCCCCUGAACCAACACCAAAUCAAAUGGGUUUACUGCUUUUUAGAUCACUUGCCCUGUGCACACUGGGGCUGGUAACACAGUGACGUGACCCCUGCAAUGCUGGGCCAUUCUGGCAAAGCAGGCCCUGGUAGAUAAGCACUAUAUGAAUCUCAGGCAGAAACAAGUUUUAUUUUAAUGAAAUUGAGUCAAAUCACUUGUGUUUCCCACUGCCACUUAUGUAAAAGGGAAUGAGGGAAUGGACCUUGCUGUAUCUCUUUACAUGGUUCCUCUGUUCAUACUGGCUAAACUGAAGCACUGUUUGGCUUUUCCAUCUUCAGCCUUACUCUUCAUUAGCUGCCUGAGAAAGAGCACAGCAUGUACUGUUGUUUGUCUUUCUUUUCACAAUGGUUUCUAAGUGUUGUGUCUUUAUAACAGAACAUCAUUUUGGUACAAGAGCUGAAGGAUGGAUGUUUUGAAUCAAUUUUAUCCUGAAGCAAUGAAAUGAAUUGCAGUUGGCUAGUAAAGAGUGGAGCCUGCUCAUGUAAAUCAGUCUGUGGUACAAGGUCAGAACAUACUUCUAGUGAAGGUGGGAAAGCAGGUGGAAAAUCAGGUUCCCCCAAACUCCCUUAGUUCUCUUUGAUGGAGUGAUCACUGACCAUAUGGAGAUAUACCACUGUCUUGUACAGCCUUCCUGUACUUGAAGGUGAAAUUGGUGUUUUAGCGACUGUUCCCUGCUGCAGUGUGUUUGAUUUGAUACCUGAAAACUGUGGCUGUUCAUCAGGGCUUUAAAAGUUUUACUUUUUUAAUAUAUUUUAUGUGGGAGCUUAAGCCAUCAGGUUGUGUAAAACUAAAGCUUUCUUCUCGAAUAUCUGCUCUUAACCAAGUCAGGCGGGUUCAUCGAUCUCAAAGGCUGUAUAUGGGACUCAUUUGUCUAGUAAGUAGCUUCACAUCCUGCCCAUCAGAGUGAUUGGAGCAGACUGCUCAGGUCACAUGGGUGUUUCAAGCUUCAUGACACUUGGCUUAUCAUCAUACUCACGAUCAGUCCCAGAUAGGUUGGUCCUACUGUGUCUGCUCCACGCUGGGGAGCACCUCCCUGCUGAAUGCCUUGGAACCAAGGAUGUUCAGCAUGUCCCUUGGCCAUCGGAACACUCCUCUGGGUAUUCCCCUUCCAGGACGGUUGCAGAAGGUUCAUUUCCCACAGUUCCUGUUUCAGAUGGAUCAGACGUUUCAUGCCAUACCCAACGGUUCCCCAGUUAACUUUACAGGUUUUUUUGAUGGUACCAGUAACAUAGUUUGGUUUUGAAUUACACAGCAUUGCAAUCCAGUGCCAUUUUGCAAUUUCUUUGCCUUGUACUUGAACAGAAGUUGAAUUGCAGACUAUUUAAAUGCGCUUUCCUGCGCUUCAGUAGCAGUGAGAGCUUACCUGACGUGAAGCCUUUCUGUAAAAACUCCUUUUGUAACAACCUCAUAGAUCUUUAACAAACCCCAGAUUUGUAUUAGCUUUGUAUAAAUGUUUGUGGCUUACAAUUUUAUAUGUUUUAACUUUUGAUAAACUUUCCAGGGACUACUUUUUAUUGUAAAUUGGGUUUUUUUGUUGGUUUUCUCCUUGCUUUAGGUUCAGAUUGGCAAUAAGUUAUUUCUAAGGGAGCUCUUAGAAGAGAAAAGCAUCACUUCCUUUUUUUAUAAGACGGUUAAAUUGAAUAGUUUCACACCUCUUCCACUCGCUUGUACAUUGCUCUGUACAUACCCUCCAAGUGUUGCCUUUCAGCUAUUAAUAUUUGCCUUGUGUACAAAAAUUACUGACGAUGAAUAAACAUAUACAGCCUCA
This is a messenger RNA of Melopsittacus undulatus (budgerigar), 5301 nucleotides long. It is a transcript of the gene GNA13, whose product is annotated as G protein subunit alpha 13. The transcript has 4 exons. The record is from RefSeq and is a predicted model, not a curated record. The coding region runs from base 39 to 1172 and encodes 377 amino acids. Gene Ontology annotation, molecular function: GTPase activity; D5 dopamine receptor binding; G-protein beta/gamma-subunit complex binding. Gene Ontology annotation, biological process: Rho protein signal transduction; adenylate cyclase-activating G protein-coupled receptor signaling pathway. Lineage: Eukaryota; Metazoa; Chordata; Aves; Psittaciformes; Psittaculidae. Gene Ontology annotation, cellular component: brush border membrane; heterotrimeric G-protein complex.